Messenger RNA from Thunnus maccoyii (southern bluefin tuna), 1275 nucleotides. RefSeq lists its product as uncharacterized. The record is from RefSeq and is a predicted model, not a curated record. NCBI's taxonomy places the organism in Eukaryota, Metazoa, Chordata, Actinopteri, Scombriformes, Scombridae. Bases 33 to 788 code for a protein of 251 amino acids. The transcript has 8 exons.
CAGCACAGACAAACAGAGACUACAGACGGCUGAUGGUUGCAGAGGGAGAACUAAUGAAAACUAAACAGAGUGCACGAUCCAGCAGGCAGAAAGCACACUUGCAACGCCUGAGGAAGCAUCAUCAUGAAUGCUUAUCCAAGGACAGGGAGUUUGCAAAUCACCUAACACAGCCCUUACGAAGAGCAAACAAAGGUGGGAGGACCUUAUCACCACCAGAGGUUUCAUCUGAGUUACAUGCAGCUUCCAAGAGUUUGCUGUUAGGAAGUCCAAACCAAGAGGAGGAGACCUCAUCACUAUCAUCACUGUCAGAAGUUUCAUCUGAGAUACCCCUGGAUUUGAGCACCCCUAAAAGCUCACACUCUGAUGCUAAUGAUGACCCAGAUGUACCACCCCUGAGAAGAACUGACAGCAUAUUUCUCACCAAAGAACACCUUGAACAGAUGUCCAAGGUGUCUGAUGGAUCAGAUGCGACUCAAAAUCAGACCUGCGCUACAGAUGUGGUAGUUGGAUCCUUAAGAUCUAAGAGAAGAUGGCGAGCUGAGUCUGACAGCGGUGACCCUAAAACAGAAACCUCAAUGAGGAGGUGGUCGUCUGAAGAGGUACACGCUGUGGAAAAGACACUAAUGGCCUUCAUAGAAGCAAGUAAAGUACCACGAAAGUCAGAUUGUCUUGCCUGCAUUACGGCUUCACCAGAAGCACUUAAAAGACGAAGCUGGACGAUGGUAAAAAGCUAUGUUAGAAAUCGUUUCAUUGCCACUCUUUAUGUAAGUACAAGAAAAACUAACUGAGAAGACUGCAGUUCUUGCACGUUCUUAAAUGUGUGGAUACAUGUGUUUCUCUUUGGACUUGUUCUCAAUUAUGUUGAUAAGUAUGAUGCUCUUUGCUGUUGUUCUUAAUGUGUUGCUCUGUAGAGCAACAAGAACAGUCAGUCAUGGGAUGCUGCUCUUUCUGGUUCUAUCUAUGUUCUUUAUUCAGGCCCCAGAGGAGAACUUUUCUCCUGCUUCCUCUGCUUCUCUGAGCUUUUCUGUGCAGAAUCUGUCCAAAUAUCACCUGGUUGGUGGCGUCACCACCAGAGUCCAGAGACCAGCUGAUGAGUCAGCUCAUUAAUACACUGUACUAUGGAGGGAACAUAUCUCCAGUACAUUACUUCUCGUGACGUGAACUUAAAAUGGAAGCAGAGUGAGGCUUGUAGGAUGUAACGGGGCGGAUGUUUGAAGUAAAUUCAAAGGCCAUUUUGAAUAAAUGUUUUGUGAAAAUAAAAGCUUAAUUUGUCUU